Messenger RNA from Eucalyptus grandis, 1915 nucleotides. RefSeq names its product endoglucanase 3. Gene Ontology annotation, molecular function: hydrolase activity, hydrolyzing O-glycosyl compounds. The coding region runs from base 77 to 1540 and encodes 487 amino acids. Gene Ontology annotation, biological process: carbohydrate metabolic process. NCBI's taxonomy places the organism in Eukaryota, Viridiplantae, Streptophyta, Magnoliopsida, Myrtales, Myrtaceae. The transcript is spliced from 6 exons. The record is from RefSeq and is a predicted model, not a curated record.
CGAAUCAAGACCAUAUCAGCUAAAGACAAUUCGGAGAGGCCAAAGUUGCACUUUAGCAAGUAAACAUUAGUCACAAAUGGAGACGAGGGUUUCUUUGUGGCUACCAUUGCUGUUGUGCUCUGUCCUGUGCUUAGGCACUCGUGGCAACCCGGACUACAAAGAUGCUCUUGCAAAGUCCCUAAUGUUCUUCCAAGGCCAGAGGUCAGGGCGGCUCCCAACCAACCAGCUGCUAAGCUGGAGGUCCACCUCUGGCCUUUCUGAUGGUGCCCUUGCCCAUGUGGAUUUGACAGGAGGAUACUAUGAUGCUGGAGACAAUGUGAAGUUCAACUUCCCCAUGGCCUACACCACCACCGUACUCUCCUGGAGCACCCUCGAGUACGGCAAGCGCAUGGGGGCUCAGCUCCCCAACGCAAGAGCCGCAAUCCGCUGGGCCACCGACUACCUCCUCAAGUGCGUGACAGCGACCCCCGGAAAGCUCUACGUGGGAGUCGGCGACCCUAACGUUGACCACAAGUGCUGGGAGCGGCCGGAGGACAUGGACACGGUCCGAUCCGUUUACUCAGUCUCCCCCAGCAACCCAGGCUCCGAUGUUGCGGGCGAGACUGCAGCCGCCCUCGCCGCCGCCUCCCUGGUCUUCCGAGUGGCAGACCCCAAGUACUCAAAGUUGUUGCUCAAGACUGCAAAACAGGUGAUGCAGUUCGCUAUUCAAUACCGUGGUUCGUACAGUGAUUCACUCGGCGGAGCCGUUUGCCCAUUUUACUGUUCGUACUCGGGAUAUAAGGAUGAACUGCUGUGGGGAGCUGCAUGGCUUUAUAGAGCAACGAAUGAUGUGUACUAUGCCAAUUUCUUAAAAUCUCUGGGGGCUAAUGAUGCCACGGACAUUUUCAGCUGGGACAACAAGCUCGCCGGAGCUCGAGUUCUUCUUUCGAGGAUGGCGUUGUUGAACAAGGACGGUAGCUAUGACCAGUUCAGACAACAAGCAGAAGAUUUCAUGUGUAGAAUUCUCCCCAAUUCUCCUUCUUCCUCCACACAGUACACUCCAGGUGGGCUCAUGUUCAAGCUGAGUGAAAGCAAUCUCCAAUACGUCACCUCCAUAACAUUCCUGCUUACGACCUAUUCUAAGUACAUGUCCAGUGCAAAACACACCUUCAAUUGCGGCAACAUGGUCAUCACCCCUGGCACUUUGAAGUACCUUGCCAAGAAGCAGGUUGAUUACAUUCUGGGGGUGAACCCUCUGAAGAUGUCAUAUAUGGUGGGAUAUGGGACCACAUUCCCCAGGAGAAUUCAUCACAGAGGAUCGUCCCUGCCAUCCCUGUUGAGCCACCCACAGGCAAUAGGCUGUCAAGGUGGCUUUCAACCGUUCUACUACACAUCGAGCCCUAACCCCAACAUCCUCACUGGAGCCAUCGUCGGGGGUCCAGACCAGAAUGAUGCUUUCUCAGACGAACGGACCGACUACAGCCACUCUGAGCCUGCAACGUACAUCAACGCAGCCAUCGUUGGACCUCUGGCAUACUUGGCAGCAACAUACUCAGCUUGAGCAAAAGAAUUUGCAUCCCAAUGUUUACAAAGUUCAUUAACUUUGAAUAGGUCAGCGUUGAUGAUGAUGAACUAGCUAGGAGGGAUCUAUAGUGCCAACCAAGUGUAAAUGAAGAUCCCCUAGCCUUAGUUUGAUUCGCUAAUCUACGGUUAAUGAUCAGUGUGUCCUUUUCUGUUUUCUUAAUUUCACUGAGCAAAAGAAUUUGCAUCCCAAUGUUUACAAAGUUCAUUAACUUUGAAUAGGUCAGCGUUGAUGAUGAUGAACUAGCUAGGAGGGAUCUAUAGUGCCAACCAAGUGUAAAUGAAGAUCCCCUAGCCUUAGUUUGAUUCGCUAAUCUACGGUUAAUGAUCAGUGUGUCCUUUUCUGUUUUCUUAA